CGUCAUUGGGACGAUUAUCCGACGACGUGCCGUCCACUGACGCCGGAAUCCGUUGAAUUCCUCACUGUUCCUGUCAAUUCGUGGAUGAAUGGAAACGAUCAGAAAACAAGCAGUGAAGCUCCGGGAGCAGGUCGCCAAACAACAUGUGGUUAAGCAGUUCGGUGGCGGUGCCGAUGGAGGUUUAGAUGAUGUUGCUGAUGAAGCAGAAGUCGUGCUUCAUCAAAAACUUGAGAGGCUGUACAUAUCAACACGUGUUGCCAAGCAAUUUCAAAGGGAUAUUGUUCGUGGUGUAGAAGGAUAUAUAGUUUCUGGUUCCAAACUAGUGGAAAUAGGAAAUAAAUUGUCAGAAGACAGCAAAAAAUACGGCAUUGAAAGUGGUGGCAUGUUAUCGAGAGCUGCAGUAAACUUUUCAAGAGCCCGUGCCCAGAUGGAGAAGGAACAAGGAAAUCUACUGAAGUUUUUUGGCACACAGGUUGCAGAACCAUUAAGAGCAAUGGUAAUGGGAGCUCCGCUUGUUGAUGCUCGACAUCUUGCUCAAGGUUAUGACAGAAUGCGGCAAGAGGCUGAGUCACAGGCCGUUGAAGUUUCUAAAAGACAAGCAAGAGUGAGAGACGGAAUGGGGAACUCAGACCACUUUAUGAAACUUGAAGCCGCAGAAUCAAGAUUGCAGCAUUCAAAAUCCAACAUGUUAACGUUGGGAAAGCAAGCUGCAUCAGCAAUGGCUGCAGUUGAAGCUGAACAGCAAAAAAUGACACUUCAGAGAUUAAUUUCCAUGAUUGAAUCAGAACGUGAUUACCACCAGAGGGUUCUUCAGAUUCUUGAUCAUCUUGAAGGAGAGAUGGUAUCUGAGCGACAACCAAUUGAAGCAACUCCUCCCGUUGUGGAACCCUCUGCACCCCCACCAUACAAAGAAGUAAAACGUAUGUUUGCUUCUCCCGUACAAAAUGGUUCAGAUGAUGAUGUGAAUUACUUUCUAGGAGAGGUGAUGUUCUCAUAUUACGGCGAGUCUGCUGUGGAACUAAGUUUAUCAGUUGGAGAUUUUGUCGUCGUCAGAAAGGUUUGCAGUGAUGGCUGGGCAGAAGGGGAAUGCAAAGGGAAAGCUGGUUGGUUUCCAGCUGCUUAUAUCCAAACAAGACAACAUGUUCUUGCAACCAAAAUCUUUUAACUGUUUGUCCAAAGAGAUGCCAUUCAUGUUAUGAAAGCAAAAAAGUGGAUUACUUUUCAUAUUCAUAUUCAAAUUUAAAUUUGUU
This is a messenger RNA of Cynara cardunculus var. scolymus (artichoke), 1250 nucleotides long. RefSeq names its product SH3 domain-containing protein 2-like. The transcript is spliced from 11 exons. NCBI's taxonomy places the organism in Eukaryota, Viridiplantae, Streptophyta, Magnoliopsida, Asterales, Asteraceae. The record is from RefSeq and is a predicted model, not a curated record. The coding region runs from base 89 to 1165 and encodes 358 amino acids. Gene Ontology annotation, molecular function: protein binding.